AUGCCAACUUCUGUCAGCACUACACUUACGAAAUGCCUAGCAGCCUUGAAUCAUAUCAAAACACGAGCGGAGCAGCCUGACUAUCGCCAUGAGGGAGAUGUUCCCUCAGCUUCUUGGACAAACGAGUUGAGCCGCCUGCGAGUAUGGACUUCCAACGUUGAGGCUUAUGAAACGGGUCAAUCCUCGCUUGAGUCCAUCCUAGGCAAUACUUCACCGUUAACCGGCCGAGCGGUCACGGGUCUGCUCGAGAAUCUACAUCUGCUUCUUAGUGAUAUUCUUGGGAAGCUCUCCAGAGCCGCCCCAAGCGCUUCUGGAGAUGAUGCGCCAUCGACCACUUCGCCUGAGCCGACGACAGAACUUCAGCAGCUUUACCCAGAAGUCGUCAGCUCCAUCGAUUGGCUGUAUGUGGUCUUUGGGUGA
This is a messenger RNA of Letharia columbiana, 420 nucleotides long. RefSeq lists its product as uncharacterized. The transcript has a single exon. The coding region runs from base 1 to 420 and encodes 139 amino acids. The record is from RefSeq and is a predicted model, not a curated record. NCBI's taxonomy places the organism in Eukaryota, Fungi, Ascomycota, Lecanoromycetes, Lecanorales, Parmeliaceae.